Molecule: messenger RNA, 1458 nt
Organism: Paramacrobiotus metropolitanus
Lineage: Eukaryota; Metazoa; Tardigrada; Eutardigrada; Parachela; Macrobiotidae
Exons: 6
Coding region: 832-1281 (149 amino acids)
Source: RefSeq, a predicted model, not a curated record
AGUCCGUUAUAAAUACAAAACAGGUUAAAAUCUGUAAAUUUCUUUUAAACUUCUGCAAAAAUUAUUUAGAGUAACUGUGUAGUUUAUGCGUACAAUGGCAGUUAUGAUCACUUCUAUUUUAAUUUUUUCUGUACUUCAAUCAAUUUGCAGUGCGAUUUAUCUACAGUUAUUAUAUGAAUACUAAUUAUCUGUGCCAGGAUUUCGGCCCCUCUCAUUCGGCGCCGGUGAUCUCAGCUUCUGCUCAUCCAAUUUUUCUACUUCAAAAUGCGUUAGAAACCUCUCGGUCAUGGGGGUGUUCUGAGACCAGUUAUUGCUUGCUGUCUGCAGAACCUCAUGACCAGUGGUCACUUUAAAGCUUGUUACCAUGGAUGCCAUAAGGCUGACAAGGGCGGGUGCUCGCUCUAGGGAAACAGCUUAUUUCUAACGAUGUUGCAACAUACUGCAUGAUUUGACGGCAACAAAAUUCUAAAAUAGUCGCAAGCCAAUAUUCAUCCGUGCUCAGCUUGUAAUUAUAAUAUUUAUGUCGUCUUAGAAGUAUUAGAAGUACAUAUGGCCCCGAAUCACUGGUUAAACUUAUUGUUCCUUGUUCGAGACGUAUGGAUGUGAGUUUUCUAGCCAAGAUUCACUACGAAUGUGUCUGUACCAUGGAACAACUACAUAAUUCUAUUGUAUCGCGCGGGCAUGCCGGUUUUAUCAGCUCGUAUGUAUCAACCACUCUAGAGUAGCUAAGUAUCCGCCUAAUGAACGAGCAGCGGAAAAUUAUACCCUGAUUGACGCUCUGAUAUAAUUUGUGCAUCGCGUCACCACAUCGUUUUAAUAAGAGAUUUGGAAAUGAUGGAAGCAAGCGAAUCCAUGUCCGUAGUGGACAACGCCAGUGUGAGCACUUUCAGUGUUUCGUCCGCAACGAGCGACAGCACAAUUGUGUCCACUUCCAGUUCCGCCUCGCGCGACCGCGUACAGCCUCCUCACAAGGAAGACAAUGUUUUGAAGGCAGCGUAUAAGGAAAACAAUAAGUUGAGGAAAAAUUUGCUACAUUUAAUCCAGACGGAAGUGGCCGCAGCAUCCGCAAAGCUGUUUGUGUCCCACAGACUUCUGAUUAAGGCCGUGCAAAACGCGCAAACUGGAGUUACGAAUACGUUUUCUUCUGCCUUUACAGUUGAUGGCAUAAGCACAGACGUGGCCAAUGUGAAUGGGCAGUUGCUGAGAAUGAAUGGUCAGUGUCAAAUGUUGCGGGAAAACUCGCUGCAAGCGCUGUCCAUGUUCGGAUCUGACAGAUCCUGAUUUUCUACUGUGAUUCGCUAGCAAUUUACAAAAUUAACAAGCUGCAGUUGUCGGUUGUGAUUGUUGAUUUAAUUGCAUCAUAAAAUUUUAUGGAAAUUAUAUAUAUACACCUCAAAGCUACCCUGUCGAUCUCUAAGACGAUGACCGUUGGGCACCAGUUAUACCGGUACUUGAAUU